AUGACUUCAUCAACACCGACGACAUCCCAAUCUGUCAUAAGAAACAUUGAGACUAGUUCUAAUGUGACUGAUCUUUUAGAGAAAAUUACCUCAUUCAUUGAUACAUGCGAAUUUCAGUCGGCACACAUAUUAUGUACAAGAGCGUUGAGUAUCGAGCCAGAGAAUUCCCAAUUGUUAGAGACAACAGGCACCAUAGAGUUAGAAUUGGAAAUGUAUGAACAGGCGAGAGAGCACUUUGCAAAAGCAAUAUCAAUAUCACCAACCACAGGUUAUUCGAUAUAUAUGUACAUGGGACAAAUGAGUGAAGGCCUCGACUCUGUGAGAUAUUUUCAACAAGGUGUAGAUUUGAUGAGUAAUGAAUUAAGCCAAGUAGACGGCAACUCGGAUGAAGCAAAAACGCUACGGCGGAAAAUUUCAAGUGCUCUAUGUUCCAUGACGGAAAUAUACUUGACUGAUUGUUGUUUUGAACCAGAUGCCGAAAUGAAGUGUGAUCUAUAUUUAAAUCAAGCAGUAGAUGUUGAUAAUGAGAGUCCCGAAGUGUAUCAGUUAUUGGCAUCUGUGAGACUUUCGCAGGAAAGAAUUGAGGAGGCUAAAUUGGCGUUGGAAAAGAGUAUGAGUUUCUGGGAGAAUAAAGAUUUAGGCGAUCAGUCUGUGCCAUCUUAUGAACUGCGUAUAUCACUUGUCAAGCUAUUAUUAGAAUUGGCAGAAUAUUCAAAAGCUCUCGAUGUCUUGAGUGAUCUUCAGCAAGAAAAUGAUGAAGUAGUAGAUCUAUGGUAUCUUUAUGGAUGGUGUUAUUACUGCAUGGGUGAAGGCACCCAAGAUGAGAAUGAACGAAUAGUAAACUGGAAAGAUGCACGAGAUUGUUUGACAAAGUGCAAAAAGUUAUUCCACACAUUAAACACGGAAGACGAAGGUAUUUUACAACAUGCGAAAGAAUUACUUCAAAUUAUAAAUUCUACCGUACAAAUGGCACAAUCAAAUGAAGAUAAUGAGGAUGUCGGCGAAGAAGAUAGUUGGGAGGAUUAUAGUAGUGAUGGUGAUGGUGCAAAUGAACAGAAUGAAGAUCCUAUGGAGCUAUGA
Molecule: messenger RNA, 1080 nt
Organism: Paraglomus occultum
Lineage: Eukaryota; Fungi; Glomeromycota; Glomeromycetes; Paraglomerales; Paraglomeraceae
Source: the annotation of a GenBank genome assembly